AUGCGCUCCUCAACAUUCCUUUCCGUCGUCGCCGGCGGCUUCCUGGCUCAGCUGGCGUCCGCCUCCGCCCUCGGCCGCAGACAGGCAUCCAACACGACCGCGUGCGCCACAAGCGUCCACAUGAUUGUCGCGCGCGCCUCGACCGAGAUGCCCGGCCAGGGCAUCAUCGGCGCCGUAGCGACCAAGGUGCAGAACGCCAUGUCGGGCUCCGACUCGGAGGCCGUCGUCUACCCCGCGACCCUGACCGACUACCAGGCCAGCGAAGCCUCCGGCGUCGCCGCCAUGACGAAGCUGAUCGAGGAGUACACGGCGCGGUGCCCCGACACCAAGAUCGCGCUGAUGGGCUACUCGCAGGGCGCGCAGGUCGUGGGCGACGUCCUGUGCGGCACGAGCCAGGCGAACUUCAACACGACGAAGCCAAUCGCGGAGAAGUACCAGAAGAACAUCGUAGCAGUCAUUCAGAUGGGCGACCCAUCACACAUGCCGAACUUCCCCCAGGACGUCGGCAACGCCACCAAGGCAGGCAUCUUCCCCCGGCCCGACACCGCCGCGUGCAAGAAUCUGGAGCCCAUGACCAAGGCCUACUGCAACGCCGACGACCGCUUCUGUGACUCGGGAAACAGCGUCCCCGUGCACCUGGCGUACGUGCAGAACUUUGGGACGCAGGCCGCCGAUUUCGUCAUGAAGAUGGUCAUGGGAAACUCGACCAUGUCGACAGGGACCGGAUCCGGGACGGCGACUACGUCGUCCGGCAGUACGCCUAAGGGAUCAGGCAGCCCUAGUGCGACCGCCACCGCCAAGCCCACGACGAAUGGUGGUGCCGAGAGGGCGGGAGUCAACAGUGCAGCGGCCUGGAUCGCCGCGCUGGUGCUGGGAGUAAUCUUGUAUUUGUGA
Messenger RNA from Drepanopeziza brunnea f. sp. 'multigermtubi' MB_m1, 894 nucleotides. RefSeq lists its product as uncharacterized. The record is from RefSeq and is a predicted model, not a curated record. NCBI's taxonomy places the organism in Eukaryota, Fungi, Ascomycota, Leotiomycetes, Helotiales, Drepanopezizaceae. Gene Ontology annotation, molecular function: hydrolase activity.